Molecule: messenger RNA, 2333 nt
Organism: Gracilinanus agilis (Agile Gracile Mouse Opossum)
Lineage: Eukaryota; Metazoa; Chordata; Mammalia; Didelphimorphia; Didelphidae
Gene: RNF208
Product: ring finger protein 208
Exons: 1
Coding region: 299-1054 (251 amino acids)
Biological process (GO): protein ubiquitination
Molecular function (GO): ubiquitin protein ligase activity
Source: RefSeq, a predicted model, not a curated record
UCCUGCUUAGCUCCUUGGACAAAAGGCAGGGGCCCUGGGGGAGGCACCUAUUCCUUGGAGAUCCCCUACCCAUACUCCUCCUGUCACUUCUCCUGAGACUUGCCCUGGGAAGAAACUGGGGCUCCUGGGGGGGUCUCCCCCCCAGAUCUGUCCCCACACAUUCUCACCGGUCGCCCCUGGGAGACAGGGGGGCGGCCGGGGACUCCAAACUUGGCAGUGCCAGGAUGUCAUUCCCAAUGCUGGGUCCCCACUGGCACCCCCAGCCCAGGGCCCUACCGGCCUAAGUGCCACUUGCCGGAUGCCGGCGCCCCCUGGGCCCGAGGCGAGCGGCUGGCCCGGCCUCCUCAUGUCCUGCCUGAAGGGCCCACAGGUCAUCCUCAAGAUGGAGACCAUGAAGAUUGUCCAUCCUGAGAAGUUUCCAGAGCUCCAGGCGGGUGCCCCCCGCUAUACACCCACUCCCAGGCCCGCUCCGGCCUUGGCCCCCAAGAGGGCCUGGCCUUCUGACACCGAGAUCAUUGUCAAUCAGGCCUGUGGUGGGGAUGUACCUGCUCUGGAAGGGGUACCUCGCACCCCACCUCCACCCAGGAGGCCCCGGAAGAGCAGUGCUGAGCUGGGCUUCCCCCGUGUGGCUCCUGGUGACGAGGUCAUCGUGAACCAAUAUGUGUUACGGCCUGGCCCAGCCGGGGAGCCGCUGGAAUGCCCAACCUGUGGGCAUACAUACAACCUGACCCAGCGGCGUCCGCGUGUGCUCUCCUGUCUACAUUCUGUGUGUGAGCAGUGUCUGCAGAUCCUGUAUGAGUCCUGCCCCAAGUACAAGUUCAUCUCCUGCCCUACUUGCCGCAGGGAGACUGUGCUCUUCACUGACUAUGGGCUGGCUGCCCUGGCUGUCAAUACAUCCAUCUUGAGUCGCCUGCCGCCGGAGGCACUGACUGCCCCCCCUGGCCAGUGGGGUGGUGAGGCUGAGGGCAGCUGCUACCAGACCUUCCGCCAGUACUGUGGGGCUGCCUGCACCUGCCACGUCCGGAACCCACUGUCCUCCUGCGCCAUCAUGUAGUGCCCUCCCUGCCCCUCUACCUGCCGCUCCCUCAUCCCCUAGGACUUCUGCUCCCCCCAAAUGCCAGGCACAGACCGAUGCCAGGCUUCUGGAGCAUCCCAGAGGACUCAGCAGAAAGGGACUGCAACCCAUGUUUCCUGUAUUCAUCUGUCCUGGGACCUUCACUUCCUCUCACGUUCCUGGAUGUUUGCUUAUCCUCUGAAGCUGCUUCUCCUAGAAGAGGGGCCACACUGGGCCUUUUGUGCCCCCACCCCACCCCGCCCCACUGCUUCCCAUUCCUCACCCCUUCAAGGAGGGGUCUGCAGCCAGUUUUGCCAUUAAAACUCUUUGCCAAAGUUGCCAUUUCAAUUGCUAACUGGAACCAUCUUCAACAGCACAACCUUCCUCCCCAGGUGGACUUGAUCCCCGACCCGUCCCCCCCACAGCAGAGUAGUCACGGGGGAGAGGGUCACUGCCCAGCCCAGAGCCCCUUCAUUUUGACAGGCUGGUGUCCUCCCCAGGAACCCUUUUGCCCAGGGCUGGGUCCCAGGGUCUCCCUUCCAGCAAUGCCGAUGCGGUCCCUGGAGUCUCAGGUCAGCAUGCAGCCAGGCUCCAUUUGUGUGCUGGGCUAAAUUGGGCCUCUUGGGUGAACUGAGAGAUAUGGACAGCAGAAACCAGAGGCCUCUCCAUUCAGUUCCAUGUCUGGGCUGGUUCCGUCAGCCAAGGAUUAUUUCCCAGUAGGGUGGGAUGACCGAUCGCAGCCUGGCUCUUUCCUGCCAGGGUGACCCGUCUUGGAACUCUGGAUCUGCCACUGCUAUGCUUGUACCCAGGGACCUACUGAUCUCUUCUCUCUCCUGGGCCACGUGUGGUAAACCUUUUCAUCUUGGUUCAGCCCAGACAGGUUCAGGGGCAAGAAUAAGGACAAUAACUUCUAUUAAGGACAAUUCAUAUUUCUAUAGCACUUUACCGUUUACAAAGCGCUUUCCUCACAACAACCUUGUGAGGGUAGGCAAUGCAAGUAUUAUCUCCAUUUUACAGAUGAGGAAACAGGCUCAGAGGUGACAUGACUUGCCCAAGGGACUUGAACCCCAAUCAUCUAAUUCUAAGUCUAGCACUCCUUCCACUACCCCUUGAUGUCCCCUAGGAGCAGGCAGUCUGUAAGUUAUUCCAUUUAAGCUGCUCUGGGGCCCAAUAUUUGCUCUGAUCAGGAAUGCGUGCUCUGCAAACUCAUCUGCUUCUCUGCUAUUGUGUUUCUUUCCUUCUGCCCCAGAGUUUCCUAGUAAAGACUCCUUUUGAAAAA